Molecule: messenger RNA, 507 nt
Organism: Prorocentrum cordatum
Lineage: Eukaryota; Dinophyceae; Prorocentrales; Prorocentraceae
Source: the annotation of a GenBank genome assembly
AUGAGGUUGAAGUCCUACAGCACGGCAGUCCCAGACGGAGUGGCUGCGAUCCCGAUUGGCCGACGCCUUGCUCGCGGACGCGCUGCAAAAAUUCAGAACAAUUGCGUAUCGGUAACAAUCGGAGGACGCACGCAGGAAUUCUACGUAGAGCUGCAGCCGCUGCAGCGGAAGGACGCAGCCAGCAUCGCCUAUGCCCUCUGGUUGGUCGUGGAUGACAUAUUGAGGACUGUUCGGGAAGGCGUCGGGCCAGAUGUCGUCGUGCGCUUGGCCCCUCUGCGGGGCUACGCGGCGUGCAAACUUGCCGCGCUGAAGGCCGAGUUCGAUGGCAAGAAGGGCAAAGUUCUCAAGGCAAAUGCCAGAGACUACGUGGUUGAACUCCUUGAGGGCCCUGCCAAAGGCACAACGCACAAGUACCCGCACAACAUGGUGACACCCGUGCUGAAACCAGCCUCUCGUCAGAAGGCGUUGGACGAUUUGUUUAAAGGGAAGGACACGGCCGUGGAGUGA